AUGCUGGAUACAUUUGAUUCUAAAGUGCCCGAACGACUGCGCGUACCACAACACUAUAUCGAACAUCCGCCCCGGGACGUCACGCAGAUACCCAGGUCUUGUGGUAUCUUGACCCCCGAGGAAAUUGAGAUUACAGAAAAUCGCGAUGCGGUCGGAUUAGCUGCUGCAAUCGCUGAUCGCCAGUAUGCCGCUGUCGAGGUCGUCAAAUCGUUCUCAAGGCGUACGAUCAUCUGUCAUCAGGUUACUUGUUGUUUGACGCAAUGGUUCCCUGAAGACGCUGUCAAGCAAGCUCAAGCACUGGACGAGCAUCUAGCUCGAACUGGAACGACCGUCGAACCUCUACACGGUGUGCCAAUCAGCCUCAAAGAACAUAUACCGGUCAAAGGACAAAAUACCUGUUUCGGCUUCCUGAGUAGGAACGUGACGAGUACAGAAGACUCAGAUAUGGCUGCUUUGAUGCGGAAUGCGGGCGCAGUGUUCUACGUCAAGACCAUGCAGCCGCAGGGACUAUUGCAUCUGGAGAGCGAUAAUCCUUUGGGACGUGUGCUGAACCCGUUCAAUAUCCAGUCGAUUGCAGGAGGGUCUCCCGGCGGCGAAGCUGCUCUACUUGCUCUCCGUGGCGCUGUUCUAGGCGUUGGAACAGAUCUGGGAGGCAGCAUCCGUGUACCUGCAGCUUUCUGUGGUCUAUACGGCUACAAGCCUACCGCUUACACACUGCCCAUCGCAGACUUUUUACCUGGAGCCUUUCCGCCAUUACUGAACUUGAUCCCGUCAGUUGGUCCCAUGUGCCAUUCAAUACGCGACAUGGACCUUUUCAUGCACAGCAUGCUCGAACGAGAACCAUACAUAGUGGACCCCUUGUUGGUACCACUUCCCUGGACAGGACUACAAACCCCGAAUGACACAGAGAAACUCAAGAUUGGCAUUAUGGACAUGGACAGCUUGAUAACACCCAUGCCACCAAUAACCCGCGCCAUCGCAUGGGCAAGAUCCCGACUUUCUUCCUGCGCAAACGUUGAAGUAAAGACUUUCGCGCCUUACUCAGCAGAAGGCUUUCCUCUAAUCUGCAAAAUGAUUCUUUCCGACGGCGGCAGAGGCUUCAAAGCCGCUUUGGCCGCAUCAGGCGAGCCAGAACACUACCUCUCCACCGCCGUCCUCAACACAGCCACCGACAGCAGCUCACUGGGUCAACUCGCCCAAUUACGCUGCGAUCGUGACGCCUACCGCAGGCAGAUGGCCGCUCACUGA
This is a messenger RNA of Aureobasidium vineae, 1248 nucleotides long. Lineage: Eukaryota; Fungi; Ascomycota; Dothideomycetes; Dothideales; Saccotheciaceae. The record is from the annotation of a GenBank genome assembly.